Messenger RNA from Trichomonas vaginalis G3, 1317 nucleotides. RefSeq names its product spectrin binding. The record is from RefSeq and is a predicted model, not a curated record. Gene Ontology annotation, cellular component: ciliary inversin compartment. Lineage: Eukaryota; Parabasalia; Trichomonadida; Trichomonadidae. Gene Ontology annotation, molecular function: protein binding. Bases 1 to 1317 code for a protein of 438 amino acids. Gene Ontology annotation, biological process: protein localization to ciliary inversin compartment. The transcript has a single exon.
AUGAAUCAAAUUAAUUCAGAAAUAAAUGGAUCGACAUAUAUCAACUACGCUGCACGCUAUGGCGCGGUCAAAAUCUUCAAAUUUUUAUUACAAAAUAAUGCAAAACAUAAUUAUGAGACCUUUUACGAAAGCUUUUUAAGCAGAAACGAAGAAAUCACAGAUGAGCUCUCUAAAAUCUACAAAGCUAACCAAUAUUGCAUUGACAAUCUUGUAAUUACCCAUCAAAAUGAGAGAAUUAAAAAAUACAAAGACAUAAACUACAGUUUCAAGUCUUGCUGCCAAACAUUUAAUAUCGAAAUGCUUAUUAGCAAGAUCAAUUCUCUUAAUAACGUCAAUGAAAAAGACAAUUUUGGUUACACAGCUUUAAUUUCUUCAAGUUAUCUUUGUUUACCGAAAAUUGUCACUAAACUUAAGACUUUAGGAGCUAAUGUUGAUGACAGAACAAAUGAUGAUCACAGUGCAUUAAUGUAUUCAUCAAUUAUCAAUUCGACAAAUGUCACAAACACCUUAUUAAAAGAGAAAAUUGAUGUCGAUGAAAAGAACGAAAGAGGAGGAACUUCUUUGAUGUUUUGCAGCAAGUUCAACUCGAUUGAAGUUGCAAAAAUACUUGUAGACAAAGGCGCAAACAUCGAAUCAAAGGAUAAAUAUUAUUUGAGUCCUUUAAUGAUCUGUUCAAAAUACAAUUCUUAUGAUGUCGCAAAGUUUUUAAUUCAAAAUGGAAGUGAUGUCAAUGCUGCAAACAAUUUUGGUUUUAAUUGUUUGAUGUUUUGCUGCAAAUUUAAUUCAGUUGAUGUUGCAAAACUACUUUUAGCUAACAAAGUAGACAUAAACACAUCAGAUGUCUACAAAAUGACACCUUUAAUGGUUUCUUGCAAAUUUAAUUCUCCAAAAAUUACUUCACUUUUGGCAGAAAAUGGUGCUGAUCUUGAACAGAAAGAUACAAGAGGUGCAACAGCAUUAAUGCAUUGCGCAUUGACAAAUAACAAUGAAUGCGCAAAAAUCUUAAUUGAAAAAGGUGCAAAUCUCGAAGCAAAAGAUAAAUAUGGAAAUACUCCUUUGAUGAUUUGUGCAAAAUUUAAUUCUCAAAAAGUUGCAAAACUACUUGUGAUAAAUGGUGCUUAUGUCAAUAUCAAAAACAACAAUGGCGUUAACCCUCUCAUGUGCGCUGCUUAUUCUGAUUCAGGAGAAAUUGCAUCAAUGCUAAUCCAAAGCGGUUGUAAAGUAAAUGACAAAAAUGAAAAAGGUGCAACUUCUAUGAUGUAUUGCGCAAAAUUUAAUUCUAAAAAUGUUGCAAAAGUCCUUAUAGAAAGGAACUGA